Molecule: messenger RNA, 6111 nt
Organism: Puntigrus tetrazona (Sumatra barb)
Lineage: Eukaryota; Metazoa; Chordata; Actinopteri; Cypriniformes; Cyprinidae
Gene: prkaa2
Product: protein kinase, AMP-activated, alpha 2 catalytic subunit
Exons: 9
Coding region: 64-1722 (552 amino acids)
Biological process (GO): intracellular signal transduction; protein phosphorylation
Cellular component (GO): cytoplasm
Molecular function (GO): AMP-activated protein kinase activity; ATP binding
Source: RefSeq, a predicted model, not a curated record
CUCUCUCCCUCACGCGCUCAAGCCCGCCUCCUGCAAGGCAGCCCGAGGACCUCGCAUAGUAAAAUGGCUGAAAAGCAGAAACACGAAGGCAGGGUAAAGAUAGGACACUACAUCCUCGGGGACACGCUGGGAGUCGGGACGUUCGGAAAAGUGAAGAUUGGAGAGCACCAGCUAACGGGACAUAAAGUUGCCGUGAAGAUCCUCAACAGGCAGAAGAUCCGCAGUCUCGAUGUCGUGGGGAAAAUCAAAAGAGAGAUUCAGAACCUUAAGCUCUUCAGACAUCCACAUAUCAUCAAGCUGUAUCAGGUGAUCAGCACUCCCACAGACUUCUUCAUGGUGAUGGAAUACGUGUCUGGAGGGGAACUCUUUGACUAUAUUUGUAAGCACGGAAGGGUGGAGGACACAGAGGCGAGACGUCUUUUCCAGCAGAUCAUCUCAGCAGUAGAUUACUGCCACAGACACAUGGUGGUGCACAGAGACCUCAAGCCUGAAAAUGUACUGCUGGAUGGCAACAUGAAUGCCAAGAUCGCUGACUUUGGUCUGUCAAACAUGAUGUCAGACGGAGAGUUUCUGAGAACAAGCUGUGGAUCACCCAACUACGCUGCACCAGAGGUCAUCUCAGGAAGGCUGUAUGCUGGUCCAGAGGUGGACAUCUGGAGCUGUGGCGUCAUUCUCUAUGCACUUCUCUGUGGGACUCUGCCGUUUGAUGACGAGCACGUGCCUACACUCUUCAAAAAGAUCCGCGGAGGGGUCUUCUACAUCCCAGAAUACCUCAACCGCUCAGUGGCCAGUCUGCUUAUGCUAAUGCUGCAAGUGGACCCACUGAAGAGAGCUACUAUCAAAGACAUCAGAGAGCACGAGUGGUUUAAGCAGGACCUUCCUUGCUACCUCUUCCCCGAGGACCCCUCGUACGACGCCACGGUGGUGGACGAGGAGGCCGUGCGCGAGGUGUGUGAGAAGUUUGAGUGCACUGAAGCCGAAGUACUGAGCAGCCUCUACAGCGGAGACCCUCAAGACCAGCUGGCCGUGGCCUACCACCUCAUCAUCGACAACCGGCGGAUCAUGAACCAGGCCAGCGAGUUCUACCUGGCCUCCAGUCCCCCGACCGGCUCCUUCAUGGACGAGGGCAUGCCUCUGCCCCCGGGGGUCAAACCUCACCCCGAACGGAUGCCCCCGCUCCUGGCCGACAGCCCGAAGGCCCGGUGCCCCCUGGACGCCCUCAACACCACCCGACCCAAACCGCUGGCGGUAAAGAAAGCAAAGUGGCACCUGGGCAUACGGAGCCAGAGCAAACCCUACGACAUCAUGGCUGAGGUUUAUCGUGCCAUGAAACAGCUGGAGUAUGAAUGGAAAGUGGUGAACCCCUAUCACCUGAGAGUGCGCCGGAAGAAUCCUGUCACGGGUAACUUUGUGAAGAUGAGUCUGCAGCUCUAUCAGGUGGACAAUCGUAGCUACCUGCUCGACUUCAAGAGCAUUGACGACGACACGAUAGAGCACAGGUCGGGCUCGUCGACUCCCCAGCGCUCUGGCUCCACGGCUGGCCUCCAUCGGCCUCGCCUCAGCAUCGACUCUGCCACCGUGGCUGUGGAGAUGCCCCUGCUGAGCAGCUCUCUGCCGGGCUCUCUAACGGGGAGCACACCUCUGCUGGCUCCGCGGCAGGGCAGUCACACCAUGGACUUCUUCGAAAUGUGUGCCAGCCUCAUCACUACCCUGGCUCGCUGAGACCCUCGCACGCCAUCAUCCGAUGGUCUUUACCUCUUUACAGUCAAAAGGUGAAAGGUUAAGGGUUGUGACCGAUGGAGUUGGGGUGCUUUUAUGUCAGUCCCACAGUAGCGACACAAACGUAUGGUUCCCUAAAGGGUUUUUGGACCGGCCUACAGAAGUAUGGAAGUCAUUGCAUUAGUUAACUGAUAAUAUCAUCAAAGUCUUCAGCAAACUAGUCGUGAUCAUCACUUAAUCAUGCCUUUAACAUUGUACGUUAAUACAUAACUUAUGUACGAUUUAUUAUGUACGUGACCAUGGACCACAAAACCAGUCAUAAGGGUCAUUUAUGUUUUGAAAUACAUCAUCUGAAAGCUGAAUAAGUUCUCCAUUUAUGUAUGGUUUGUUAUGAUAUUUGACUCAGAUACAGCUGUUUGAAAAUCUGUUUGCAAUCUGAGGGUGCAACAAAAGAUAAAAAACAUAAAUUUAAAAAGAUUUGUCCAAAUGAAGUAUUUAUCCAUGAAUAUUACUAAUCAUACAUUAAGUCAUGAUAAUAUGUAAUAAGAAAUGUACAAAAGAUCUUCAUGGAACAUGAUUCUCACUUAAUAUUAUUAUGAUUUUUGGCAUAAAAGAAAAAUCAACCAACAAUGUAUCGUUGGCUAUGGCUACAAAUAUACCUGUGCUACUUAUGACUGGUUUUGUGCUCCAGCAUCAUGCAUUAAAAAAAAUAAUGCACUGUAAGAUAUCGCUUAGGUUUUAAGUAAAAUAAUUACAAAUGAUUAACAUUAUUAUUGAUUUGAAUUCGCAUUCUCAUUUAUAAACGCUAAAAUCUAAUUCAAUUCCAUUGACGUUUGACAAUGAGAUCUUUUUUUUUUCUUUUGUUCCGUUACUGUAAAUUGUCAAUUUAAAACAAUUAUCUAAUGCCGUGACAUUCGUUCUUUCCAAAAACCUUUUUUUAGGUCCACCUUAGCCAGAUGCCGUCCUCAUCGUCACGCGUCUAAAUAACUGAAAACAAACUAUAAACGCGCUCCUGAUUUUAUACACACUUUUUCUUUUUUUAACAAAACGUAUUAUACAGUAUAUUUAUAUUCUCACGUCGAUCACCUGAGUUGUAUAGUUUAGUUUGAUAGCCAUCGAUUGCAGUGACAUACCAAAAAUAGGUUUAUACGAUAUAGAUCACUAUUUAAUUAUAUCGGAGAUUCUCGCUUGUUAUACGAAGAAGCUGUAUCUGUCAUGUUAUUUAAGCGGUGAUUGCUGGAGUGUUCUGGGUUUGGCUUGCAGUCUCCAGAGAGCGCUGUGAAUGCUGUCGCUGAACGUCACGGUGAAUCUCUGACGAUACACGCCAUCUGCGGUGGAGAGGCCCGAGCCUUGCUCACGUCACGGGCUGUGCUGCCGUAGAAAGACAAACACGCUGGACGAAGGCAGACAGACCGGCCAAAGAGCUUCAGUGCUGUGCCUUGAUACGGCUAAAACGACAUGGAUGAAGCAGAGAAUGUGCCAGUCAUUUCGUUGAUACGAGCGAGCCUUUAAUUAGACGGCCUUAAAAUAUUCCCAAUGCUUGAGAUUACAGACAGCCAGAAAGACCUUAUUAAAGCAUUCAUCUUUGGAGGACACAUUUAGCUUCAUUCAAUUCGUUUGCGCUUCAGAAACUAGAUUUUAGUGCUAUAUUAAAAAGUAUUUUAUGAAUCGUCUGACGUGAUGAAAAAAAGCUAUUUAUAUAUUACAGCGUUUAUGUAUUAAAAUCUAUAUUUUAGCAAUCAGCAUUUAAUAUAUGCAGUACACAUCAUUAAAGAAUUUAGCUCGUAAUUAUUUUUGUUUGUAUCUAUUAUAUAUCACCUGUCGAAAGUUUGGGUUAGGUAGGUAAGACUUUUUUUUACGUGUUUAAACGUCUCUACUGCUCAUCAAGGAUGCAUUUUUUUGAUCACAAAUGCAGAAAAAAAUUCUGUAUUAUUACAAUUAAAAAAAAAUUCUAUGCGAAUAUAUUGGAAAUUAUAAUUUAUUUCUGUGAUGCAAAUGUGAAUUUGUGGCAGCGAUCAGCAGUAAUAUGAUGAUUUGCUGUUUAAUAAACAUUUCUGAAUUAUUAAAAAAUUAAAAAAACAGCUUUAAAUUUUUGAACUUCAACUAAAAAGUUUUAGGGUAAAUAAGAAAAAAGAGAGAAAAAAAAGCAUUAUAUAUGCAAGGAUGCAUGAAAUUAAUCAAAAGUGACAAUAAAGGCCUUUAUUAUCUCAAAUAAAUACUGCUUUUUUUAACUUUAUAUCCAUCAAAGAAUCCUGAAAAAUAAAAUAUCACAGUUUCUCUAAAAUAAACCCAUUUUCAAAGGAUUUCUGAAGGAUCAUGUGACACUAAAGACUGGAGUAUUGAUGCUUAAAAUGGAGGAUUGCAUCACAGAAAUAAAUUACAUUUUAUGAUAUAUUCCCAUAGAAAAGUGUUAUUUUUAAUUUGUAAUAAUAUUUCACAAUUCUUACUUUAUUUUGAAUCAAAUAAAUGCAGGCAUUCAAAGAAAAGAGACGUCCAAAAACGUAAAAAAAAAAAAAAUCAAACUUUUGACCGGUAGGAUAUUGCUUAAACAUUACAUGGGUGGUGUGUAUCUGAUGAGAAGAUAAAAAGUGACCCAAGCCAAGAGCAUUUAAAAGAGCGCGUCACGUGACCCCCUUCCCCGGGAUGCCUUAAAUAGAUUGUGAACUUUAUUGUUUCUAAUCGAAUAUGCUUUACCGCAUUUGUUCAUGCGUGUUGUUGUUUGUAUGGAGUAGAUAUAAUGUAUUUAUUAGUUACACAUAUUUAUUCUUUAUUUAAGCUCACCUCUGAAGUGUUACUUGUGAACAAAAAGCGGAUUUGUUGAAGUUGUCUUAGUGCCAACGUGUGUGAAUGGAUGACUACAACACAGCCAGGAAACGAAAACCAGAGGAAUGAAUACUAUAUGCAGUCUAUACACCAUGAAAAUAUCAUUCAAUCUAACGCGGCAGCCAAAAAAAAGAUGCUUUCGGUUCGGCGGUUCGAAUCGAAUAUUUGUUUUUGUCGGCCAUUUUCAUAUUCAGUCCCGGUGGUUCAUAAUUCACAAAGACAAAGUUGAUCACAAACUGUAUUUGUAUAGAUGUCCCCCCCCGUCUCGUGUGCAUGAGCAGAGCGUUUGUGCGUUUCGUGUGAUUUGUAGUUGCACCAGUUGCACCAUUUUAACCGAAUGUAAAACGGAAAGACGGAAAGUUCUCGUAGAGAUCAUAUCAUUUACAUCGAAUGCGAUAGACGUGAUGCCUCAAAAAAAAAAAAAAGUGCAACGGUUAAGCGGCAACUGCUGGGGGACGUUUUUUUUGCAGAUUUUCGCAGGAGAUUAGAGUGGAUUAGGGUGUUGUUUUCUUGGAAAAAUCUGAAAUUCCUCCGAGAAUUUAAAGCCCUUACGCAUUCUUAACAUUUCCCCACAAAUCCCAAGUUCACUCCGGGUCGUUUUGAGGAUCAGCUCGACUUCUUGGAGGGGAGGGUGGGGGGAGAAAGUGCUGAUGUGAAGCUAGGCUAGUUUCCCCCCGCCCCCCCCGCUGCCGGACUUUGCUGUUGCAUUAAAUAAAUAGAUCGCCCCAACAAACGAUAUGGUUUAACUCAGGGGUGUCCUGCACUCGGUCCUCUGAGUUUAGAUUCAACCCCGCUAAAACACAUACACCACGCAUGUCUGAAGUACUUGAUGAGCUGGGUCAGGUGUGUUUAAUUAGGGGUGCAUCUAAACUCUGCAGGACACCCCUGGUUUCACUUAUUCAUCUCGGCCUGAACGUGUACGAAUUUCUUUCUCCUGUCCGGCGUGAAAGAAGACGUUUCGAAUAACGCUGCCGGUAACCGAACAUGGAAGGCUUCCAGCGUUCUUCAGAACAGAUUCUUUUGUGUUUAACAGAAAGUGCGUUUAAUUGUGAGGGCAUCAUUUAAACAUUUGGGUGAACUAUCCCUCGUUAUCAGAUCUGGACGGGAAUCGGUGCAUGCUUUAUGCAGUCGUGGUUGUUAGUGUUUGUCAUGUUUAGAGGCCAGAUAGCAGAAGCAUGACAGUUUAAUGACUGUUAUAGCAGCUUUAUGGCUGUGCUUAGUGGAAAGUGGUCAGAAACUUUACCGCCUCUUUAUGUUAGAUUGACGGCCACGGCUUCUGUGUUUUUUUUUGUCUGUGUGCCGGACGGCGUCCCCUUCCUCCCUCUCUCUCCAGUGUAGUGAAAGAUGACAAUGAUGUGUUUUCUGCCUGUUCCUGAGCCCUGCUGGGAGACGAGCUCUGCCUGUCGCUGUCUACGUGUCUCUACUGUACAUGUGCGCGUGUCAUUUCCUGUCUGUGUGUGCGGUUUGUAUUUUAAAAGUUAUGCACUGCAUGGUGUUCCUGUUCUGAUUUGCACUUUAAUUUUUAUUGUUAAAAAGAAACAAAGGGAAAAUAAAGUGGUAUAUGCAUUU